AUGCUACAUUACAUUUUAGAACUUCGUUCUGCAGUUGGUUCUAUAUAUCAAAGUGAACGUACAGGAGUGAUUGCUUUGGAACAGAAUAAAGUGUUAAUCGGUUCGAAUCGAUAUAUUGCAUGGGGCUUUCCAGACCGUUCAAUUCGCAUGGGGCAAAUCGACUCCGAUAAGUCAUCAUGCAUCCAUGAAAUGUGCGAUGCCGACGAAUUAACAUGUAUUGCUAGUGGUGACGAUCGCACAUUGUUCUGUGGUAGCAGCACUGGUUGUGUAGUUUGCUCCGCUCAUGCAUUUGUUGUAUCUGCUAGUCGAGACUGUUCGGUGAUACUGUGGCAUCAGUCUGAGUUGUACUUGAUCCGCCAGUUGCCAUUGCACCCAAGUCCUGUAUCAGCAGUAGCCAUCAACGACACUACUGGUGAUAUAGCAACGUCUUGCACAACCUUACUACACUUGUGGUCGAUAAAUGGUGAUUUGUUAGCAGUUGUGAAUACUUGUGACUCGAACAUUAUCAUGGAUCCGUCGCAAAUGAUUCUUAGCAUCACAUUUAGCACGAUGAAUGAAUGGGAUUCGGACAACGUGGUUGUGUGUGGAACCAGUGAUGGGGUUGUAAAGAUAUAUUCGUGUGUGAUGAUGGAGAACGAUGGCUCUGUGGAAGCACCACACAUUGAACCACAACUCAAACCAGGUGCUUCCUCAUCUGCCAGUGUUCACGCUCGAUUAGAUCGCGUACGCCGUCGACUGAAAGUAGGGGGAAGUCAGGAUACCAGUGAAGCGCAUAGUCCAGAACCACCUGCAAGUCCAAAGAUGUCUACAUCGUACGAUGAAAGUGAAGGGAUAGAACGCCCUGAGUGUCCUCAAUAUGUACGUGUCCUAAUGCAAAGGGCAGCACUUACUGUACAUACGGCGUUCAAUCGACCAGACAACACCCACCCAGCACCUAUCACAUGUCUUGCGCCGAGCAGAGACCACAAAUCUUUUCUGGUUGGUGACGGAAUUGGACGGUUAUGGUGCUGGCAAGCCGGUGAGGAUGGGGGGCGAGCUGACCAUUGGGUUCAGGACGUUGCACGUCAAAGAUGUACUCAAUGCCAGCAUAAAUUCUCCAUAGCUGAUCGAAAACAUCAUUGUAGAAACUGUGGGCAGAUUUUCUGUGCUAAAUGUAGUCGAUUCGAAUCACACAUUACACAUAUGAGGAUCUCUCGACCAGUUCGUGUUUGUCAAAAUUGUUUCCUUCGUUUAGGAGCACAGACGUGA
This is a messenger RNA of Angiostrongylus costaricensis, 1248 nucleotides long. Lineage: Eukaryota; Metazoa; Nematoda; Chromadorea; Rhabditida; Metastrongylidae. The record is from the annotation of a GenBank genome assembly.